Seriola aureovittata is the source of this 1300-nucleotide messenger RNA. RefSeq names its product asialoglycoprotein receptor 1a (gene asgr1a). Gene Ontology annotation, cellular component: external side of plasma membrane. Bases 160 to 990 code for a protein of 276 amino acids. The record is from RefSeq and is a predicted model, not a curated record. NCBI's taxonomy places the organism in Eukaryota, Metazoa, Chordata, Actinopteri, Carangiformes, Carangidae. The transcript has 9 exons. Gene Ontology annotation, biological process: biological process involved in interspecies interaction between organisms. Gene Ontology annotation, molecular function: fucose binding; D-mannose binding; signaling receptor activity.
GGUUGAUCGAUGAGCAGAGGGAAGAAGAAGAGGUGAACUACAUCAAACCUUGUUCCUGGAGAAGUUUGUCAGAAAACGACUCUUCGGUUCAGAAACGACGCGUCUUUCUUCUUCUCUCGACUGUUUCUGCAGAGACUCACGGACAGAGACGUCUCCGUGAUGUCGGACUACCCGUAUGAGAGGGAACAUGACGGCUCCUGGAGCAAAGAACCUGUCUAUUUCUCAGGUGUCUCCAGGUUCAGACGUUGGCUGUUUCCUGCUCUGACAGCUGUAGUCAUCCUGGUUCUGAUCAUAGCACUGGGAGCUAGCAACGUGAAGACGUCCAAUCACCUGUCGUCUGUGGAGCAGAGCGUUUCCAACCUGAGCAGCGUCAUCCAAUCACUGAACGCCUCACUGCAGCACGCUCAAGAAACAGCUAAAGAAGUUCAUCGACUGCAGUUUGUCCUGGAGAACCACAAGGAGCAGCUGACCUCAGUGUCAGAGGCGCUGAAGCAGCUGUCAGUCGUGGACUCUCUCAGCAAGAGCGUCGCUUCGCUCAAAUGUUCCCUCGAACACAUCAUCAACAACAGCUCAGCCGUGGACAAGUGUUGUCCUCUGGGUUGGAAUCUGUUCGGCUCCAGCUGUUACUUCUUCAGCACGUUGUCUCUGUCCUGGAACGAGUCCAGAGACUGGUGUGAGAGACACAAAGCUCACCUGGUCAUUCUCAACACUGACGAGGAGUGGGACUUUGUGACCCAUCACGGCUCGGGCACCUUCUACUGGGUGGGUCUGACCGAUGGGAGGACGGGGAAAUGGGAGUGGGUCAACCAGACGCCGUACGUCAUGAACCGCAGGCGCUGGAAACCUGGUCAGCCUGACAGCUGGACGGGUCACGGUCUCGGCCAGGGAGACGAGGACUGCGCUCACCUUCACACCGACGGACGCCUCAACGACCUGCACUGCUCCACCAGGCUGCGCUACAUCUGCCAGAGACGCAGCCAGCACACCUGAGCACACCUGAACACACCUGCAGCUCCACGUCUGCCGCAGGACUGUGGUCCUGCACGUGUCGUCUCUGGUCUCAGAUCAGCGUCAGCGUCAGCGCAGGAGUCUGUGAUCACGUCGAUAAUGUUGCACCUCUGACUCAAAGUGAUCUGAUGUGUGUGUGUCUAUAUGUGUGUGUGUGUGUGUGUGUCUCUAUGUGUCUAUAUGUGUGUGUGUGUGUGUGUGUGUGUGUCUAUGUGUCUAUAUGUGUGUGUGUGUGUGUCAUAUCUGAUUCCUUUGAGCUCGUGUCCAAAAACUAUUAAAACACAUCAGUGAG